Messenger RNA from Podospora bellae-mahoneyi, 6008 nucleotides. RefSeq lists its product as uncharacterized. The transcript is spliced from 4 exons. Bases 450 to 6008 code for a protein of 1852 amino acids. Gene Ontology annotation, cellular component: cytosol. The record is from RefSeq and is a predicted model, not a curated record. NCBI's taxonomy places the organism in Eukaryota, Fungi, Ascomycota, Sordariomycetes, Sordariales, Podosporaceae.
AGCUGUUAGAAGACAGCCCCGCCAUCUGGCGACAUGCCCGCCGUGGAUUGGAGACGGCAAUGUGUUCCUGGGCUUCCAUCCAGAACUACGUCACACGUCACAACCCUGAAGAGCCAGGUCGAAGAAACUCGGCCGAUCAGAACCCCUAUACAGGCCAGCAUACACGAACAUCCACCACUUGGCAGCCCAUACAGAUAGUGUACACUACACAUACACAGAGCAUCGGUUGUAGAGUCCAGGGUUAGACCAAACAACACAACACGACCACAUCUGACCUCUCUCCACCAUCACUUGCGCUCAUUAGCAGUUGCACAUUGCGGCCGCUUGGUCGGGUGAGACUGCAAAUCUUGCGCACGUAUACGGAUACCGGGCGCCUUCUCCGGCCAAACGGCGCGCGCCUCGAAGGCAAACGAUCCAUUCCAUAUCGCAUACGCCUGUCUACUACAGCCAUGGCUGGACUCAGUCCCGAACUGCAAGACAAACUGGAAGAGCUCGAGAGGGAGCUGGAAGAGGGCGACAUCACGCAAAAAGGGUACCAAAAACGACGCACCCAACUCUUCUCGCAAUAUGGAAUUGGCGACCUGUUGCAACAAGAGCCACGAGCGGGCGGGCUUCGGAUUCAUUCACCCGACGACGACAACAACUACUAUCCACCACCGCCUCAUGUCAGCGACGAUGGGCAUCGGGCCGCCUCUCUGGCGGCUCUGAAUGCCAACACGUAUCACUCGCCAGCGUCCAUAUCCCCUGAGCAUCGCGUGUCACCAACAGACAACCAGCCUCAGAUUUCCCCUUAUCUGAGCCAGGUUCAGUCUCCGUAUCUGAUGAACCAAGAUGCCCAUCCAGGGUCGUACUUGGGCUCUGAUGAUCCAAUAGCCGACAGCCGUCCGAGUAUGCGCCAGCACGACUCUCUGUUUCUAUCAACCGCUCCCAUGAACGACACCUCCACUCGUUCGGGGACCAUGGUCUCGGGCGAUUACGCUUUCAACCCUGAACAGCAUGGCGUCUACAGAGAUGGGCCACCACAGCAAGCGUACGAUGGCAGAUCUAGGACACUCCUAGAAUCUCAAGCCUACUUUUCCGACUUUGCUGGCCAACAACAAGCAUACGAUCAGCAAGCGCGAGGAGAAUAUGGCGGUCCACAGCGAUACUCAUCUAGCGAUGCUUUUUCUCCAACAGUAGCUGUUGCGCCUCCAAUGCUAACAGCAAGCGAUCUGCCUCCACCAGAUGUGUUGAACCAUUUGUUACCCCUCGAGCCACGUGAUGUUCCGUUUGCCAUCCACGACGCACAUGAUGAGCACACGCCAAUGUCCAAUUUUGAAAACAUUGCCGCUGUGCUAAGGCACCGAGGCCGCACGAUAGCCAAGGCCCCGGCCUACUGGGUGUUGGACAGCAAGGGAAAAGAGACGGUUUCCAUCACGUGGGACAAGCUGGCGUCGAGGGCCGAAAAGGUGGCACAAGUCAUCCGUGACAAGAGCUCGCUAUAUAGGGGCGAUCGUGUCGCGCUUAUAUACCGAGACACGGAAAUCAUUGACUUUGCCAUUGCUCUGCUUGGCUGCUUCAUUGCAGGCGUCGUCGCUGUACCCAUCAAUGACUUGCAAGACUAUCAGAAACUGAACAUGAUUCUUACUCAGACGCAAGCUCAUCUGGCUCUGACUACAGACAACAAUCUAAAGACGUUUCAGCGCGAUAUCACCGCUCAGAAACUUACUUGGCCAAAGGGGGUCGAGUGGUGGAAGACGAAUGAGUUCGGCAGCUAUCACCCAAAGAAGAAGGAAGACGCGCCCCCGUUGACGGUCCCUGAUCUGGCCUACAUCGAGUUCUCCAGGGCCCCGACAGGUGAUGUCAGAGGCGUGGUUCUGAGCCACAGGACCAUCAUGCACCAGCUGGCUUGCCUUAGCGCCAUCAUCUCCACUGUUCCCAGAAACGGACCGGCAGACACCUUCAACAAGAACCUACGGGACAAGAAUGGCCGGUUAAUAGGGGGUGGGGCAAGCAGCGAGAUCAUGCUUUCCUAUCUGGACCCCCGGCAAGGUAUCGGCAUGAUUUUUGGCGUGUUACUGGCCGUAUAUGGCGGACACACCACUGUAUGGCUGGAAAACAAAGCCAUAGAAGUCCCUGGACUGUACGCCCAUCUGAUCACCAAGUACAAGCCAACGGUCAUGGUCGCGGACUACCCGGGGUUGAAAAGGGCCGCCUACAACUAUCAGACGGACCCCAUGGCUACACGAAACUACAAGAAGGGUAUGGAGCCCAACUUUCAAACCGUCAAGUCGUGCUUCAUCGACACGUUGACAGUAGAUAGCGAGUUCAACGAGCUUCUUGCCGAUCGUUGGUUUCGCCCGCUGCGCAAUACUCGACCAAACGAGGUUGUGGCACCCAUGCUUUGUCUCCCAGAACACGGCGGCAUGGUGAUCAGUGUCCGUGACUGGCUAGGCGGUGAAGAAAGGAUGGGCUGCCCUCUGAAGCUUGACAUUGGGUCGAGCGAAGACUCGGAAGAUGAAAAAGAGAAGGAAGAAAAACCAACAGUUCCCACGGGGUUCUCCACUCUACUCGGACAAGGGACAACGACGGCCACACAGCAGCACACCAAGACCGAGCUCAGUGAGGUCCUCCUUGACAGGGAGGCCUUGAAGGUCAAUGAGGUGGUGGUUAUCGCCAUGGGAGACGAAGCCAGAAAGCGAGCUGCCAAUGAGCCAGGUACUAUCCGUGUUGGGGCAUUUGGCUAUCCCAUUCCUGACGCCACCCUCGCUGUGGUGGAUCCAGAAACAUCCCUUUUGGCACCUCCCAACACGGUGGGAGAAAUCUGGGUUGACUCGCCAUCGUUGUCGGGUGGCUUCUGGGCACUCCCGAAGCAUACCGAAACCAUCUUCCAUGCUCGGCCCUUCAAGUUCAACCCCGGCGAAGCCACGCCGACCAUGGUGGAGCCCGAGUUUCUUAGAACCGGCUUGCUGGGAACCGUCAUUGAAGGUAAGGUCUUUGUUCUCGGCUUGUACGAAGAUCGGAUCCGACAAAGGGUUGAAUGGGUCGAGCACGGUGGAAACGAGGCUGUUGAGAAUCGCUACUACUUUGUGCAGCACCUCGUGGUGAGCAUCAUCAAGAACGUGCCCAAAAUCUUUGAUUGUUCUGCUUUUGACGUCUUUGUCAAUGAGGAACACCUGCCGGUCGUGGUCCUCGAGUCGGCAGCGGCAUCCACUGCGCCGGCCACCAAUGGAGGACCGCCUCGGCAGCUGGACACAGCACUGCUUGAUGCACUCGCUGAAAGAUGCAUGGACGUUCUGAUGCAGGAACACAACCUCCGGUUGUACUGUGUGAUGAUCACAGCCCCCAACUCUCUGCCAAGAGUGCUCAAGAACGGACGCCGUGAAAUCGGCAACAUGCUUUGUCGGAGAGAGUUUGACCUGGGAAACCUGCCCUGCGUUCAUGUCAAGUUUGCAGUGGAGCAUGCCGUGCUCAACCUGCCCGUGGGAGUUGACCCGGUUGGUGGCAUCUGGUCCGCCAUGGCGUCUGACACUCGGUCCCGGCUUCUCGCGUCAGCGGAAAAGCAGUACUCGGGCAUCGAUCAUCGAGAGGUGGUGAUGGAUGACAGGACCUCUACUCCGCUCAACAACUUUACAAGUAUCACUGAUUUGAUUCAGUGGCGAGUUGCUAGACAGGGUGAGGAGCUCGCCAUCUGCACCAUUGAUGGGCGAGGCAAAGAAGGCAAGGGCAUUACCUGGAAGAAAUUUGAUGUCAAGGUUGCUGCCGUGGCUGUCUACCUCCGCAACAAGGUCAAGCUCAAGUCUGGCGACCACGUUGUGCUCAUGUACACACACUCGGAAGAGUUUGUCUUUGCUGUGCAUGCCUGCAUCAACCUCGGCGUGAUUGUCAUCCCCAUAGCACCGAUGGACCAGAAUCGCCUCUCGGAAGAUGUGCCUGCGUUUCUGCAUCUGCUGGCAGACUACUCGGUUAGAGCUGUGUUGGUGAAUCAAGAGGUCGACCACCUUCUCAAAACUAAGACAGUUGCUCAGCACAUCAAGCAGUCGGCCCAGAUUCUCAAGAUUAUGGUGCCCAACAUCUUCAACACAACCAAACCGCCCAAGCAGAACAGCGGCCUGAGAGACCUGGGCAUCACGAUGGAUCCGGCGUGGGUUCAGCCUGGUUAUCCGGCGGUUAUAUGGACGUACUGGACGCCUGACCAGCGCCGUAUUGCGGUUCAGCUGGGCCACGAUACCAUCCUGGGCAUGUGUAAAGUGCAGAAGGAAACCUGCCAGAUGACUUCCUCCCGGCCAGUUCUUGGAUGUGUCAGGAGUACCACCGGGCUCGGGUUCCUCCACACGUGUCUCAUGGGCAUUUACAUCGGCACGCCCACGUACCUGCUUUCCCCGGUUGAGUUUGCCCAGAAUCCUGCUUCUUUGUUCUUGAUUUUGUCAAGGUACAAGAUCAAGGAUACUUACGCCACUCCUCAGAUGCUUGACUACGCCAUGAGAACCGUGCCGGGUAAGGGGUUCACGUUGCAUGAGCUCAAAAACAUGAUGAUAUCGGCUGAGGCCAGGCCCCGCGUCGAUGUAUUCCAGAAGGUACGGAUGCAUUUUGCCACGGCCGGCCUUGACCGUACUGCCAUCAACACGGUGUAUUCUCAUGUUCUCAACCCGAUGAUCGCCUCGCGGUCGUACAUGUGCAUUGAGCCCAUCGAGCUCUGGCUGGACCGCAAGGCUCUGCGUCAGGGUCUCAUUCAAGUCACAGACCCCGAGCGGGAUCCCAAGGCUUUGCUUGUUCAAGACUCGGGAAUGGUGCCGGUCUCGACACAGAUUGCCAUUGUCAACCCCGAGACAUGUAUGCUGUGCAGUGAGGGAGAGUUUGGUGAGAUCUGGGUCGAUUCAGAAGCCUGCGCCAAGGCGUUCUAUAGGUCCAAGGAUGCGUUCGACGUGCAGCGGUUUGACGGGCGGACGGUGGAGGACCCGAGUAUCCAGUAUGUUCGCACUGGAGAUCUGGGUUUCUUGCACAGUGUAAGGAGGCCUAUUGGGCCAGGCGGCGCGCUGGUGGACAUGCAGGUUGUCUUUGUCCUCGGCAACAUUGGGGAGACGAUUGAGAUCAAUGGGUUGAGCCAUUUCCCAAUGGACAUUGAGUUCUCGGUUGAACGAUGCCAUCACAGCAUUGUACCGGGUGGAUGUACUGUUUUCCAAGCCGGUGGUCUUGUUGUGGUUGUUGCCGAGGUGGCCCGCAAGGCAUACCUUGCUUCCAUUGUUCCUGUCAUUGUGAAUGCGGUCCUCAACGAACAUCAGAUCGUGACUGAUAUCGUUGCGUUUGUCAACAAGGGAGAUUUCCCCCGAAGUCGUUUGGGAGAGAAGCAGCGUGGAAGGAUCCUGGCUGGGUGGGUCAGCAGGAAGAUGCGGACCAUGGCCCAGUUCGCUAUUAAGGACAUGGACAGAGAGUCACUCGGACCAUCAAGCGACCACCCAGACUCCCCAACGAUAGAUGCUCACCGUGCGAGCGUGGGAAGUUUCCGCUCGUCGAGUGGGGCGAUCCAACCGGGGAGCAGCUCGUUGAGGAACGUGGAACCGGCGCCGCAGAUUCUGGAGCAGCGUGAGUUGGAACUGCAGCAGCAGUAUCAACAGGUGCAGUUGUCGAACCCGUUCCCGGUGGAGAUGCCGGCGGAUGAGAGGGUGCCUGAGAUCAUGGACAGAGACCGUGAUCAGACGCCGACAAAGACCAGGCAGCCGAGACCACCGUUUCAGGAUCAUGGGUUUGAGCUGCCUGACUUUGAUCAGUUUGGGUCUGAGGGGCCUUCGAGAGAUCGGACGCCGGCGCCUGCUGGAUCCGAACACUAUCAGGGAACUGUGAGUAUGCUUUCCCAGACUGGGCCGCCACAGCUGAGGUUGCCUGGUGUUGAUGGGAGGGAGUCGUUGGACGAUUGGAAUUUGAGGCCUGGUAGUGGCGGGUUGCAGGGGAAUGGUAAUGGGCAGCAGGACAAUGAUGGAGAUUGGACUAGGGAUAUGUCGGGAACGUUGCGGUCACCUACUGGGAGGUGA